Molecule: messenger RNA, 1545 nt
Organism: Prorocentrum cordatum
Lineage: Eukaryota; Dinophyceae; Prorocentrales; Prorocentraceae
Source: the annotation of a GenBank genome assembly
AUGUGGAGAUUGUCGGGGGUGCCGUUUGGACAUGCUAACAUGGAGUUUUCUGCCCUUGUGUCAAGUUGUCGGACGCUGGUGACAGCCGCGAUCCACCGGACCGCGGACACGGCAGAGGCCGUGCAGAGCACACGGAGCCGGAGCCACGGCGUGGUCGUGGCGACGACCGCCGCGGCGCAGGCGACGACCGCCGCGGCGUCGCCGAGGAUCGCGGGUCCGAUCGCCGCGGCGGCCGUGGAGACCGUGAGCCGUACGACGACCGCCGCCGCGACCCCCGCGAUGACGACCCCGGCGGGGGUGGAGGCCGGGGGGAUGCGCCGCGUGUGGGCUACGGUUACGGGGGAUCGCGCGGCGGCGGCGACCGGCGCGAAGCCGGCCGGGGCCACCGCGGACGGGGCGGCGCAGCGGAGAAGGACGACGGCAGAGCCGAGGACCGACGUUGCUGCUGCCAGUGUUGCUGACGACUACGACGACGAGUACAGUGACUACCAGGACCACGAGGAGGCGCAGCCCCCGCCUCGCCGCGGGCAGCCGCCAGCGGACCGCCACGCGCCGCGUGAGCCCCCGGCCUCGCCGGAGCCCGCUGCCUCGCGCCGAGGUGGACGCGGCGACCGCGCGACCGCGCCGGCCCUGCCCCCGGCCUCCGCACAGCCUGCGCAGCCAACCCUCAUCGCCAGCGGGUGCGGGGACAAGGUCAUCGGUGAGUUCAUCAUGGGGAGGUACCUCCCGCACGACACCAACCACGGGCGGGUGGUCUACAGAAGAGACAAGAAGUCCAAGAACCACGACGUCCUCAUCUACUUCUGGGACGAGCGCGACGGGCCUGAGCUCGCCGGAUGGUGGUUCGGCCCCAGCGUGGGUGGCAGCCAGGUAUGGGCCUAUCACGCCAGCACCGCGGCGAUGACGCCUCCGAGCUCAGGCUGGCAGGUUCCCCACGACGGCGAGGUGGACAGGGUCUUCCGGGUGCGCGUGGAGCAGGACGGCGACGCGGGCUCACCCGCGGCCCCGCGCGAGGACCGCCGGGCGGAGCGGCCCCGCGCCGCGGAGCCGCCGCCCAGGGGCGGCGCCCGAGACGACAGCCGCGAGCCCGCGCCGCCGAGCGGCCGCGAGGCGCGUGGCGGCGGCCGGCGGGCGGCCGAGCCGGACGAGCGCGGCGGCCGAGGAGAUCUCGCGCGGUGGACGACCGCCAGAGGGAGCGCGAGCGGGAGGACGCGGAGCGCGCACGGGUGGAUGCGGAGCGCCAGCGGGUGGCCCGCGAGUUGGAGCGCGCGAAGCGGGAGGAGGAGACCCCAGCAGCGGCUGGAGGAGGAGGCCGAACAGCGGCGGCUGGAGGAGGAGAACCGGCGCAGGCGGGAGGAAGAGGAGGGCCGCCGCAAGCGCGAAGGAGGAGCUGAGGCGGCAGGAGGCCGCCGCUCGCCGGAAGGAGGAGGAGGACAAGGCCCGGCGGCUGGAGGAGGAGAUGGCCAAGGCGCGGCGGCUGGAGGAGGAGGUGACCAAGGCGCGGCGCCCCGCGGAGCGCGACGGCAAGGACGACGACAGGCGUGA